UUACCCGUCUACUGUCGAAAUAAACAGUUGUUGCGCACGCCUAUAUCGACGGUUACAAUAAUGAUCGUUUGUGAUGUCGGGCUCCCAGAGCAAAUGAGAAGUCCGCUGCCUGCUGUAGCGCUAAGCCUAACUGUGACUUCGCUGCCACUGUGAUGAUCAUUGUUGCGGUGUGUGAUCCCUCUUGUGCUCUCCUUUCCGAGCCCAUGGGCAGUCUCGAGCAUCUGCGGUGCAGGUGGCUGUCCCGUCGGUGGCAAAGGCAGCAGAGUGGCUGAGGUGGAUGGGUGAGCAGGUGCUGCGCCUCGCGGAGGAGGUGCUGCGCCUGGAGCGGGAGCUGGCCCAGCAGCGGCAGCUGCGCGCCCACCAGGCACAGCGCGCCCACGCCCAGGCACAAGCCGUGCGGCUCUGGGUCGCCCAGCGCCUCAGGCAGCUCGAGGAGCACAACACCCGCCUGCAGGAGCAGAAUGAGCGGUGCAACGAACAGCUGGAGGAACUGAGACGGCGACUGACGCACCUGAGCGAGCAGCUGACAGCCAGCGCGGGUGCACCACCCGACGACGACGAGGCCCCGCCCGCCUACACGGCUGCUGUCCUACACCCCACGAGUUGCCCCGGAGUACGGUUGGAGCGUAAGCGGUUCCGGGAGGUGACCACCCUCUCCUCGUGCAGUUCCAUGGCCUCCCCCGAGGAAGAUGGCACAGCCCACAAGGGGUGGCCAAGCCAAGCAUCGGAAAGUUGUCGACGAGGUGUAGUGGCUCCAGAUGAAGAGUUGCACGACUACGCCGAGAUCUACACCCCAAGCAGGGAAGAGGGUCCGCCUGUUCCAGGUAGCAAUGACCCUACUGGGCGGCCCCCUACACCCCCCAGGCACCGUUUCCCAUCCUGGGAGUCUCGCAUCUAUGAGGUAGCAGCCAACGGCAUCAUCCAAUCACUCCACUCAGGCACGUCAGGUGCCUCGAGCCUGGAAGGUACCCUGCCGGGCAGCCGCCUCCACAGUGCCUUCUCCGAGCUCAGCGUGCCCGUCUAUGCCGCCGUCAAAGGGCGAGCAUCGCAGAUUCGCUCAAUGCCUUUCACGGGAGAGUCAUCGGAUUCGUCGGACAACGAGGAUACCAGUCGGACGCCCCUCAGCGGAUCCAGUGACCGAUCUCCGAAGGCAGUUGGCGUGCGCAGAGAGACUUCGGCCGAGUCGCUGCUGUCGGACGACUAUGCGGUUCCUCCGGAUGCAGUGUCGACCACUGCCGACACCCUGAGCUUGGACUCCCUCGAGCCGCACCCACCUGUAGUCUCCAGGGGCACCCAGGAGUGCCUUUAUCCUGUCGUACCUGAGCCGGCUGAGAAAAGCGGCUACCUGACCAAGCUCGGGGGCAAGCUCAAAACCUGGAAGCGCCGAUGGUUUGUCCUGGCCAAUGGGACACUUCGAUACUAUAAGGCACAGAGUGAUGUUGGCCGCAAGCCAAGAGGCCAGAUUGCCCUGGAUGAAGUCUGCAGAGUCACUCGUGCCCAUGGUGCCACCACCUUUGAGAUAGCAACGGACAAGCGGUCCUUCUACCUGACAGCUGACUGUACUUCCACCAUGGAAGAGUGGGUACGAGUGCUGCAGCAGGUACUACGCAAUCGGCAGCUGGGAAGCAGUCAUGGCACGGGUGAAUCCGGCCGGCCCACGGUGGAUGGCUGGGUGACCAAGGUCAAGCAUGGCCAUGCCCGCCGUUGCUGGGGGGCUCUCAUUGGCCGCACCUUCUUCUACUAUCGGGCCCCAGAUGACACGAACCCCUUGGGACAGAUUCCUCUGCGGGACGCUCGAGUGGAGGAAGUGCUGCACCUGUCGGACAGUGAUGAAGACGAGGCGGGCGGUGACAAGAGCGAGCGCAGCGGCACCACUACUCAGCAGCAGCAGCAGCAGCAGCAAUUCACGGUGGCCUUGCUCCCACGGAACCAGUCGCCCACCUACCUCCUUUUCCCCACCAGGCAGGAUAUGGAUGCAUGGCUUUACCACUUGACGGUUGUGUCGUCAGGAGAGAACACAUCGGGUAGCCAGUAUGAGCAGCUGAUCAGCCGGCUGCUCGAAGUGGAUGGAGACCCAGGGAGUGUGGUGUGGCGUCACCCGCUGCUGCUGCACAGCAAGGAGCCCCUGAGCCAACCGCUGACCAGCCUGGCCUCCGAGGAGCUGCAGUCGCAGGCGCUACGGCUAUUCAAGUCAGUGCAGCUCUUCAUGGGUGUCCCCCUGGAGGCAUCGGGCAUCGACUACCACGUGGCCCUGGCCCAGAACUCUCUGGCCCAGUGCCUCUCGUGCCCUGCGCUCCAGAACGAGCUCUUCUGCCAGCUGAUCAAGCAGACGUCGCCACUGCCGGGGGGACACCGGCUGGCCGGCGUACAGCAACUGCUGCUGUGCGCUACUCAGUCCCUGUUCCUGUGCGACUCAUCAUCCGAGAAGGGUUCCCCGACGACCGACAAGGCUGGCGGACCACCACCUCCACCAUCCCCGGCGCCGCCGUGCCAUCAGGCGCCGCCGCCCCCUUACCAGCAGCCGGCCGACUGGGUGCUCGUGCAGGGAUGGCAGCUGCUUUCCCUCGCGGUGGCCCUCUUCCCGCCACGCAACAGGACUCGGUGGCUCUUGAGGAAGCACCUUUUGCGGCACGCAGACUCCAGGAGUGAACCGGGCCAGUAUGCGUCAUUCUGCGGCCGGGCCCUGGAGCGUGCCCUGAAGGCGGGCAGCCCCCGGGAGUGCCGUCCCUCGCGCAUGGAGGUGCUCAGCAUCCUGCAGCGCAACCCGUUCCACCACUCCCUGCCGCACUCCAUUCCCGUCCACUUCCUCAACGGCACCUACCUGGUUGUUGGCUUUGACGGCUCCACUACAGUGGAUGAGUUCAUCGGGACAUUGACCCAGGAAGCCGGCAUGCGUGACCCAAGCCAGUCGGGCUUUGCACUCUACAGUGACGACCCCAUUGACAAGGGUGUCCAGCACUGCCUCAACCUCUCCACUCAUAAAGGGGACUCCCUGCUGGCAGAUGAAGUUUACCUCUGUAGCACACUCAAGCUGUGUGAUGUCAUCUCGCGCUGGGAGCAGGCGCUCCGAGAGCGCCACCUGGGUAAAGUGGAGAACACCCGUGUCAUCUGCCUCACCUUCAAGAACAGGCUGUUCCUGCGGCAGUACCAGAAGGCGGAGACUGAACGGGAACGACUGCUCACCUGCUAUGCCUUGCACGGGGAGCUCAUGCAGGGGCGGUUCCCCCUAACGCACGAAAUGGCUCUCGAGAUGGCCGCCCUCAUGGCACAGAUCGAGUAUGGCGACCAGUCGGGCGAGCGGGCGCGGUCCAGACCCCAGCUUAUGCAGCAGGCCUUGGAGCGCUUCUUGCCCCAGCAGUUCCUGCUGCCAGACAACAAGAGCCAGCAGGAGAGCCUCGGGGAGAGGUGGGCCACCCUCAGGGGGAGGCCCGUGCAGGACUGCGUGCGCAUCUAUCUCAACUGUGUCCGCAAGUGGCCCCUGUGUGGCGCGAAGCUAUUCGCUGCCAAGAUGAAAAGCAAGGAGCAGCAGAGCCUGUGGCUGGCUGUGUCCGAGGAUGGCAUCAGCUUGCUCGACUGUACCACACUGCAACCGUGGGUGCAACAUCCGUACUCGAGUGUCAUGACGUUUGGCGGCUGCCGGGAGGACUUCAUGCUCGUUGUCUGCCCGGAGGCUGGCGAGCCCUGCACAGAGCGUCUGCUCUUUGCCAUGCCCAAGGCGCAGGUACUGGAUGUCACUCUCCUGGUGGCUGACUACAUGAAUGCACUAGGUGCCACAGGUGCAAGCGUGGCACCCUCUCCUGGUGGCAGCCUCGUGGUGGGAAGCGGGCGGAGCAGGCUCAACAUGAACCCGUGUUCUGCAACCUCCUCGCCCGCACUGUCCACUGCCUCAUCGCGACGACCACUGCUGCCAACCCCCGACUCCUGACGGUCGCCGUCUACCACGCCCCGACACCGGCCUGACUCCUCCGCUACUAGCACAGGCGGCACCGCUGUCACUGCUUCGCCCCGCAGUGGCAGAGCCACCUGGAAGUGAGGAAAGUCACCAUGGUUGGGGGCGUGGUGUCCCCCCCCCCGGAAAGGUGGAGAGGCCCAGGUGAGAGCCUUGUACCUGCCUGCCAACUCGCGCUCAUGUACAUCUCGCGGGUGCUUUUGCAAAGUUCGAAGAGAAGAAAACUCACGUAUGGCCAAAAUGCACAGCACUUCAACGGGAAGUUAAUCAAGACAUGCCAACACGACUAUUGAAGACGCAUGCAGGAUUCCUCGUGCCAUCCGAUGCAUACGACACAUGGUACGAUUCCUCGUGCGGUCCGAUCUGCAACUAGUCAUACCAACUGCGUCCAGCAAGCUUCUGGCACAUUUCGACAGGUUAAAGCUAUCGGAGCAGCCGUCUUGCAGAACCUAGCAUGUGUUGUCCAAGACGCGACAAUCUACCUUGUGUCCACCGAACCUCGAAAAGUGUGCUGCAAGGACUGCCUGGCUGUGCACAACCGCAACCUACGAUGUUUGAUGUGCUACAGUGUUGCUGCACAAUCUGGAGAGCAUCACCCGUCGGUCACAGACUGCUGCAGACAGAUUUUGGCGAAGUGUGAUAAAUCCACGGCGUGGCAUGCAGGAUCUGGCAAAAUAAUUGCCAAGACUGCUUCCUUGGUCCACGAGCCGGUGCAUCGGGAGGCGUUCAAGGAGCUGUUGUUCCGGCCUGUGUGCCAACACGACUGUGCGCAGAACUUUCUUUUUUCCUCUACCAACCCUCGCCAAAGGGUCGUGCCAAGAUGUGCCACAUGACUUCUUGUCAAGUGCUCAAAACGCUCGCACUGCACCUGUCACUUGUAUUGUUGCUACCGCGUUGUAAAGAAAGCUGCUGCCGG
Messenger RNA from Dermacentor albipictus, 4865 nucleotides. RefSeq lists its product as uncharacterized. The record is from RefSeq and is a predicted model, not a curated record. Gene Ontology annotation, cellular component: cytoskeleton. Lineage: Eukaryota; Metazoa; Arthropoda; Arachnida; Ixodida; Ixodidae.